AUUUUCAUUUGUUUGUGUAACAUAUUUUUUUGACACUCUUUCUAAAAACAUACGACAUUGUUUUUUUAAAGUGCGACACUUCUUGCGACAUCAAUUUGGCAAAAGGUGUACUUCCUUCUUUUCAAAUUUAGCCAUGGUGCAAGGUUCGUUCAAGCGUCAAGUCGAGGUUGGCCGUGUUGUCCUUCUUAACGACAGCAACAAAUUGGCCGUCAUUGUCGACAUUAUCGACCACAAGCGCGCUCUCAUUGAAGGCCCUACCACUGGUGUCGUUCGCCAGUCCUACCCCUAUCAGCACUUGACCUUGACCAACUUGGUCGUCAAGGACUUGCCCCGCAGUGCUGGCCAGGCCACUCUUAAGAAGUACUUGGAAAAGAGCCAGGUUUUGGCUACCUGGGAAAAGACUGCCUGGGCCCAGAAGCUCCAGCAGCGCCAGGUCCGUGCUGGUUUGUCUGAUUUCGAUCGUUUCAAGUUGGCCAAGCUUAAGAACCAGCGCCGUUUCCUUGUCGGUUCUGCUGUUGCCCAAGCCAAGAAGCAGGUCGCUUAAUUUCAAUAAAAAUCCCUUGACGCAUUGAAAGGACCU
Zychaea mexicana is the source of this 580-nucleotide messenger RNA. Its product is annotated as ribosomal protein L14-domain-containing protein. The coding region runs from base 134 to 544 and encodes 136 amino acids. The record is from RefSeq and is a predicted model, not a curated record. Gene Ontology annotation, biological process: translation; ribosomal large subunit biogenesis. Gene Ontology annotation, molecular function: RNA binding; structural constituent of ribosome. Gene Ontology annotation, cellular component: ribosome; cytosolic large ribosomal subunit. NCBI's taxonomy places the organism in Eukaryota, Fungi, Mucoromycota, Mucoromycetes, Mucorales, Lichtheimiaceae. The transcript is spliced from 4 exons.